Messenger RNA from Zonotrichia leucophrys gambelii, 1687 nucleotides. RefSeq names its product lipase I (gene LIPI). The transcript is spliced from 9 exons. Gene Ontology annotation, biological process: lipid catabolic process. Bases 1 to 1344 code for a protein of 447 amino acids. The record is from RefSeq and is a predicted model, not a curated record. Gene Ontology annotation, molecular function: carboxylic ester hydrolase activity; glycerophospholipase activity. Lineage: Eukaryota; Metazoa; Chordata; Aves; Passeriformes; Passerellidae.
AUGACUGUCUUAACAUUUUCAUCUUUUUCAGAUGAGGAAGAAAAAUGUCCCGAAUUUACAGACCUUAACCUAGGCCAUGCUUUUUCUGGAACAGAGCUCCAUGUUCAGCUACUCCUGUACACAAGGAAAAAUCGAGAUUGUGCUGAGAGACUCAUUGAAAACAAUGUUACUGCAUCUGAGUACCUGAAUACAACCAAGAAAAUUGUCUUUGUUAUUCAUGGCUACAGGCCAACAGGAUCUCCUCCAGCAUGGCUGGGUGACAUGCAGAGGCUUUUACUGUCCUCAGAGGAUAUUAAUCUCAUUAUAGUUGAUUGGAACCGUGGUGCUACCACUGUGAUUUACAGAACUGCUGUGGAAAACUGCAGAAAAGUUGCAGAAAUACUGAAGAAUUAUAUUGACCAGAUGCUGGUGGGUGGAGCUUCUCUUGACUCCCUGCAUUUAAUUGGAGUUAGUCUUGGUGCUCACAUAGCUGGAUUUGUUGGCCAGAAGUAUAAAGGCAAACUUGGAAGAAUUACAGGUCUGGAUCCAGCAGGCCCUUCAUUCACUGGAGAACCACCAGACCACAGGCUGGAUCCCACUGAUGCUCGGUUUGUGGAUGUGAUCCAUUCAGACAUUGAUGCACUAGGUUUCAGGAAGCCUUUAGGAACCAUUGACUUCUAUCCAAAUGGAGGAACGGAUCAGCCUGGUUGUCCAAAAACACUUUUCAGUGGAUUAGGUUAUUUUAAAUGUGACCAUCAGAGAUCUGUCUUCCUAUUCUUAGCAUCUUUGAAAAACUGGUGUGACUUGAUAACAUAUCCUUGUGACUCUUACUUGGAUUACAAGAGAGGAAAAUGUAUGGAUUGUGAUGCUUUCCAGCCCAUGUCCUGCCCAGUAGUGGGUUAUCAUGCUGAUAGAUGGAAAAAGCUGUUGGUACCAUAUAGCUCACCAACAACAGCUUACUUUGACACCUCAGGCAAAGACCCAUUCUGCAUGUAUAACUACGUAUUGGAAAUUAUUACCUGGAAUAAAAGCACUAGGAGAGGUUUCAUUAAAGUUAAAAUAAUGGAUAAUGCUGGAAACACAGUAGAGUCACAGAUGAGUAGCGAAGCUUCAACAUUUCAGCAAUAUGAAAGCGUCAAAAUACUGACUGGAUUUCCCCGAGACAUUGAAAAAAUUGUAAAAAUGUCCUUGACCUUUACUACAAAGUCUUUAAUAGGCCCAAGAAGAAAGCUUAAAGUUCUUCAGAUGAAGCUGAAAUCUGUCAAUAAUUCAAAAAGGCCUCAGCUAUGCAGAUACGAUUUAACACUGGUGGAGAACACUGAAGUGAUCUUCAAACCUAUUCCUUGCCUUGAGAAGGGUACAUGAAAAGAGAACUCCUACUAACCUAAUUUCUGUCACGGCAGUGACAUUUUGAUGCUUCCUCAGGAUAAAGACUGCAAUGAGAAAGGAAAUGAGAUAAGCUAGAUUUAUUUUUUCAAGAGUCUACCUGAUAAUAUGCAUUACUUGCUCUGGGUGCCUUAGGCUGAAAUUAAUUGGAAAGUUCAGACUUGUAUGUUCCUGGAAAAUUAUUUGAGUAAAGUAAAUGUAUCAUGGUGGAGAACAUGCAGUGGUGUGUUCAUUACUCUUUGUUAGCAAUGAAGCAACUACUGAAUUAAAUAUGAAUUAUCUGCAUAAUCCUGGCAUGUGAUUUGUCAUAUAUAUAUUUAAA